Molecule: messenger RNA, 763 nt
Organism: Mucor mucedo
Lineage: Eukaryota; Fungi; Mucoromycota; Mucoromycetes; Mucorales; Mucoraceae
Exons: 2
Coding region: 202-675 (157 amino acids)
Source: RefSeq, a predicted model, not a curated record
UGCAGCCAAAACAAAUGAACACUUUAUUUACAAUAAAUCUUUCAAUGCAAACAACUUUACUUUCGUCCACAGGAAAGCAGAUUUGAAGCUAUUGCUGAGCAGAACACUGGAUUCCAUCACUUUGUCUCUGUCUAUCUCGAUACGAUAAGGUAAUUGACAGUACCUACUAGAAUAGUCUUUAAUCACAAUAUUUGUUGCGUGAUGGGACAUGAUAUUACAGUCGCCAACUUCUAUAAUUCAGUCCCAAUUCUAGAUCCUAAUUCUUGUAAAGCAGGUUAUAUGUUGUGGGACACCAUUUCUAGACUUCAAGCUGUGAAAAAGGGGAAUUGCAGUGAUACCAAGGAAGGUGAUACGACCAAGUGUGUAGACAAACUAUCCUUUAGGAAUCUAGCUCCCUGGUUGGAAAACAAGAAGGCAACUAUCAGUGAGAGAUUCAGUCAAACAUCCAUGUAUUUGCAUUUAGCCAGUUCAAUUAUUGCAGUAACGUUUUCAAGACAAGUUGUCCCAGUCUUGUUUACAAACUUUGUCCACCAAGACGGACUGAGUUCCAGAAUUAAUUUGGUAGAUAUAGUAGGAGUACCCCAAAUUGUGCUCUUACGCAAGCACAUACUUGUAAUUACCUACUUAAGCAAUAUCCUGACCAGUCAUGGUGCCAAUCAAAUUCUUCUCAAAUAAAGUAUGCCGGACUUGUAUUGGUUUAACAACCGGAAAUUAUUGGUCUCUUUAACUAUUGAACGACCACGAAAAAAAAUGUCAAACAACG